Molecule: messenger RNA, 2971 nt
Organism: Exaiptasia diaphana
Lineage: Eukaryota; Metazoa; Cnidaria; Anthozoa; Actiniaria; Aiptasiidae
Product: potassium channel subfamily K member 18
Exons: 7
Coding region: 500-1696 (398 amino acids)
Biological process (GO): stabilization of membrane potential; potassium ion transmembrane transport
Cellular component (GO): membrane
Molecular function (GO): potassium ion leak channel activity
Source: RefSeq, a predicted model, not a curated record
AUUGAUUUUGUUGUGGAUGGCAGGAUAAUCCCGAUCCCAUUCCUCUUCUUGACAACUUUCUUCUCCACCGAAGACCUCAUCAACGCUGUUUUCCAUUCAGAGAUUCWGAAGCACGGACCGCCGAGGAUGGUCGAAGGAAAUCCCAAAAAAACGCGAAACGCAGAUCAAGUUUGUAACAGACUCCUACGCAUGGAACUGCGGGAAUUGGAUUGGUUGAAUGAGCUCUAACAGUCGAAUUGCUUUGUGGUUUUUGUGUACAGAGAGCUGAUUUGUUCUCUUAAGAACAGCUCUGUUUGAGUGCGGUCUUUUUGCAUUCAAGCAUAACAAAAUUGAACUGAGAAACACUUCACUGAACUCCAAACGAAUGUUAUCCGUUCAUGAGUGAAGCGUCGUAUCUAAGCGUCUUUGGCUGGAUUCAUUUAGCUGCAUAAAUUUCUCCUAUUGUAGACUCUCGYAAUAUUAGGCAAACUCCUUGGCGAGUUUUUGGCCAGGACUCAAUAUGCCCUUUUUCAAAAAGAAAGAAGAUGAAGCUGGCGAAGAUCAAGAAAGUAUGCUGGACAGUAAGAAAUCUAAAUCGCAAGGAAUUAAGUCCAAAUUGCAUCCUAACAAACUAAAAAAGUCGAUCAAAAACAUCGACGCUUCUAAACAUGUUGACAAACUUAAAGGCAGUAUGAAAUGGAUUUCUUGGGUUACCAAGAAAGUACGCCAGCGUGGAGCAGCUUUUCCUCUGUUUAUGGUGGCUAUCAACACGUUGUAUCUAGUACUCGGGGGAUUGAUCUUCAUGGCAAUUGAGAAGACACCAAAAGUUGAAUACAGCACAUCAGAGGAACUUGUAAAUAUUUUCGAUAUUCUAAAGAAUUCAAGUGUUGGAUACCGAACGCUGCCUAUUUUUACCAGUGGCAAAGACGUAAUAAAKAACUUCACAGCGUCUGAUAUAGAUGAAUUUGAUAAAAUACUUAAUCAAAUUACCAACGAACGAAACGAUGCGUCAAAACCAGAGUGGACGGUUCUYAACUCGAUAUUCUUCUGUUUGACUGUUACAACUACCAUAGGAUAUGGAACACUAGCACCUGUCACGUUCGCUGGUCGAUUGGUUUGUGUGGUGUAUGCACUACUAGGAAUACCGCUGACUUUGGCGUUACUGGCCGUAGUCGGUAAAGUGGUCGGUGACUACAUUAACCACAUCUGCUCGUUAUUUAUGAAGUGGUUUAAACGUUUGUAUCCCCAAUACGAAUAUGAAAGCAAGAAUACAGGAGGUGACGAUGGAGAGGUUGAUGCACCGUUAUGGCUGGCUCUAUUUAUCUUAUUUGCGUUYACUGCUCUAACGGGCGCGUUACAUUGUUGGAUGGAAGGAUGGGAUUUCGGUACUGCCUUUUAUUUUCAGUAUGUUACAUAUCUUACAAUAGGUUUUGGAGACGUUGUGCCAACUGAAGAAAGGUUUGUGUUCGUGAAUAUCUUCCUGACCUUCUUUGGCUUGGCAGUGCUCUCCGUAACGCUAAGUCUUAUCGCUUCAAAUAUCUCACAUCAAAUGCAGAAAGCGUCCUUUAUUGAGAAACUCAAAGAUCAAGAACUGAGUGAUGUUUCAGUYGCUUCUGAUGAUCUAGGGCCUGGUGAUGAACAGGCUAGUGACAAGCCAAGUGGAAUGGCGGGAAAUGAGGCAAAUGGCGGGAAAACAUACGGCAGCACGACACCAUAGAUAUACAYAAACACCUGUCAAUCAAAUUACACAAACCCAGCAUGAAUCAUGYAGUACCGGUCACUAAAGCACGAUGGGAUAUGUGAUAUCUUAUGCUAUUAUUGUGUUACUCCAAAUGCAUUUGGAAACGUAUAAAUAGGGUGAUCUGGGAUAAAAUCAAAAUAAGGAGCUUAUAUCAAUAUAAAUUACCAGUAUGGGAUUKACUACUCAGGGACCGCGGUUGUAGGAAGGGUUAAUAUCGCAAAUGACAGGAUAAAAUCCAUACCGUCACUUAUAGAGUGGGUAACUUAAUCCACCUUUUAUACCGACUGCCCCUGAACAUUUGAAAUGAUAAUGCGAAAAAACUCAGUUUUUUUAUUUUUUUAAUGUAAGUUUGAAAUCUAAGAGUUAUUUCUUUAGUAUAAAUAUCUGCCACAAAACGCUCAGAAAACAUAUAUACAAUCACGGCAAAAAAUAAAAAACUCUGAGCAAAACAUUAUUAACUUCAGAAUAAAUUUUAACUUGCGUUGCACUUUUUAUUCACUUCUUAACGGCGAGAWUUAACUUGUAGUAUAUUUUACUAGUCAUUGAUGCAUUAUUUGCCUGAAAUAGUUUCAAAAUAAUCAACCAUCAAGGUUUAYAAAAGUAAAUAGCUUAUAUAUUAGAAUUUGUAAAAAUAAGGGUCAGUUUAGGGAGAGUAUGUGAAUAGUACAAUCGAUAAUAAUUAAUAGUUUCGUGUUGAACCUUCGUCAGUAACACUAACCACUUUACAAUGAAAGUCAUAAUUUUACAAUAAACAUCGAUUACAAAAAGUUGACUAAUAUUUUAUGAGUUCAUCGAUUCUUACUUCAAUCCAGACCGUUCUAUGAACGCCUUAAUAGUUCAUGCCAUCAUAAUCGCUCUUGUUUCUUUGUACAUAUUUUGUUGUUGUUAUUAUUUUGCUCGGUGAUGCCGAUUGUUGUUUGUUUUCUUUAUUGUUUCUGUAGAUAUGGUGUUUUCAUUUUGCCGUUUAUAUUUGUUGUUCAACUUAAAAGUGUCCCAGGGCUACUUGUUGGAAGAGGAAGAAGGCCGGCCCGACAUUUCGUUGACUUCUCGUGAAUCGCAAAUAGAAAAGCCGGGCUAUUUUUGUAUGUCAGAAUGCUUUGAUGUAAUCCAGGAUGUUUCAGUUUAUAGGAAAAUCCAACCUUGCCAUUGGUAUUGUAACGCUAUUUCAAGCGUUGCUCAUGCUGAAUCCUUUUUCGAUGAGGAACUUGAUAAUCUUUUAGAGAAAAUCUUUGUCUUUGGCUUCCUUUGUUC